AUGAUCACCAUGAUCGGCGUCGGCGUCCAAUACAAAGGCGGCACCAGCAUCUACGCCACCCAGCAUACAAACAUCUACCACGGCUUCACCGCUGUGACCAACAUUGUCUUCGCCUACUGUGCCCACGUCGCCUUCUUCGGUCUGAUCGCCGAGAUGGAGGAACCCAAGGACUUCACCAAGGCUCUCUGCCUGCUGCAAGGCUUCGAGAUCGUCCUCUACGUCACUGCCGCCACCGUCAUCUACUACUACGUCGGCACCGGCGUGGCCUCGCCCGCUCUUGGAUCCGCCGGUCCCGUGCUCAAGAAGGUCGCCUACGGUGUGGCCAUUCCCACCAUCAUCGGUGCCGGUGUCGUCAACGGCCACGUCGGUCUCAAGUACAUCUACGUCCGCAUCUUCCGGAAAUCCGGCCGCAUGGCGAAGCGCGACUUCGUCUCCGUUGGUUCCUGGGUUGCUAUUGGUGUGACCUGCUGGAUUAUCGCUUGGAUUAUCGGCGAGGGUAUUCCCAGCUUCACCAAUAUUGUCAGCUUGAUUAGUUCCUUGUUCGCCAGUUGGUUCACCUACGGUCUGAGUGGCGUGUACUGGCUGCACAUGAACUGGGGUUACUGGUUCUCGUCUCCUCGCAAGAUUGCCCUCACCAUCCUCAAUUUCCUCAUUGUUGGUAUUGGUGGUACUAUUUGCGGUCUAGGAUUGUACGCCUCCGGCAAGGCGAUCCACGACGACAGCUCCCGGGCCAGCUUCACCUGCGCCAACAACGCGGACUAA
Messenger RNA from Aspergillus oryzae RIB40, 762 nucleotides. RefSeq lists its product as uncharacterized. The transcript has 3 exons. Gene Ontology annotation, molecular function: amino acid transmembrane transporter activity. NCBI's taxonomy places the organism in Eukaryota, Fungi, Ascomycota, Eurotiomycetes, Eurotiales, Aspergillaceae. Gene Ontology annotation, cellular component: vacuolar membrane. Bases 1 to 762 code for a protein of 253 amino acids. The record is from RefSeq and is a predicted model, not a curated record. Gene Ontology annotation, biological process: amino acid transmembrane transport.